GUCCCUGGGCCCUAUUUGUAUAAUUACUGCUUCUAUUUGAAAAAAUGUUGCCCCUCCCAAAGCUCAAUUCUUUGGGUGGUUGGCAUGGAGAAGGAGGAUCAAAUCAUCCAGCUAUCUUCAAAGGAUUGGAGUUCUCAAUAAUAAUGCUAUUGUUCUUUCUGUUUUCUGCAGGACUGAGGUGGAAUCUGAUGAUCAUGUGUUAUUGCACUGUCUGCUUGAUUGGUUACUUUGGUCACAUGUUAUUAGAUGGUGGGGUUUAGUUUGGGCAUUACCAGGCUCUGUUAAUGACUUACUCCAAUGGUGGGCCGGUAUAAAUCUGUCAAGACUGGAGAGGAAAAUCUAGAAUUCCAUUCUAUUUGCUGUUUUAUGGUGGAGGAAACAAAGUUUGUGUUUGAAGCCAAGAUAAUCCAGAGAAUGGAGCUUCUAGUGCUAUCUACUCUUCAAUGGAAGAUGAAUUCUCUGACCCCACUUUCAUUUGUUGAUCACAUUGUGAGGAGGUUUGGAUUUAAGACAGAUUUGCAUUUGGAGUUUUUGUGGAGGUGUAUGGUUGCACAAUCACUAGAUUUAUUUGAUAAAUCUUGA
Molecule: messenger RNA, 582 nt
Organism: Camellia sinensis
Lineage: Eukaryota; Viridiplantae; Streptophyta; Magnoliopsida; Ericales; Theaceae
Source: RefSeq, a predicted model, not a curated record